UCACCUCUUGGACUUCUUUCCUUGUUGCAAUACAGUCAUAUCUCAGAAGUUGAACACCUUUCGAGAUGAACAUUUUGGCUCCCAAACACUGCAAACCUGGACAUGAUUGUUCCGGUUUGCAAACGUUCUUUUGAACCCGAACAUCCGUCACGGCUUCCGAUUGGCUGUAGGAGCUUCCUGCAGCCAAUCGGAAACUGUGCCUUGGUUCCCAAAUGUUAUGGAAGUUGAAUGGACUUCCAGAACAGAUUCCGUUUGACUUCGGAGGAUGACUGUAUAUCUGAUAUUCUGUAAGGUGAAUGUGCUUGCAACAGUCUUGCACACUUCCUUGUCCAGAAGCAAAAGGGAAACCUUGUGGGGAAAGAGAUACCUCAUAAAAACAAUCCUGCUGAAUCCAAAUAAAAGCCCAUAUAGUCCAGCAUCCCCUUCUCACAGAGGCUGAGCAGAUGCCCCAAAGGGAAGCCCACAGUGAAGACCCAAGUGUAAAGGGUAUCCCUACCAUUGGUACACAGAAACUGAUGUGCAGAGGCAGGCUGCUACUGAUACUGGAAGUAGUACACAGCCAUCAUUGACUAGGAGUUUAAAAGCUGCUCUGCCACCCUUUUCAUUUUAGGUGCCAGCAAACUGGUUCAGGUGGAGCCCAUCCCUUUUGCAUUGGUCCAGCUUGUCCCCAAAACUCCCAUAAAGGUAAAGGUACCCCUGACCGUUGGGUCCAGUUGCAGACGACACUGGGGUUGCGUGCUCCUCUCUAUAGGCCGAGGGAGCCGGCGUUUGUCUGCAGACAGCUUCCUGGUUAUGUGACCAGCAUGACUAAGCCGCUUCUGGCGAACCAGAGCAGUGCACGGAAACGCUGUUUACCUUCCCGCUGGAGCGGUACCUAUUUAUGUACUUGCACUUGAUGUGUUUUUGAACUGCUAGGUGAACAGGAGCUGGGACCGAAGCUGUCGCGGGGAUUUGAACUGCCAACGUUCCGAUCAGCAAGCCCUAGGCUCUUUAGACCACAGCGCCAUCCGCCUCCCUUGGCAUCUUGCAAAUCCAAGCCCUGCCUCCUGACACAACUGUCUCAUCCAAUGCAUUGAGACUGCUCUGUCUUUUACCUGGCCUUGUGCAUGGCAAUAGUAGCAUUUCAAGGAAUGCAUCCCAAGCUCAAAAAGUCCCCGCAAAAGAAGUGCAGCUGGCAUAGUGUCACUGCACAAGAGAAACAAUAAUUGUGGCUGGCACAGGUGUGGUUUAUAUCCUGCCAAACACUGAUCGCCUGCAUGGUUCCACCACAUCUGGAGAGCGCUCUCAUGCCACCAUAAAGAUAGCCGGUGAGUGGGGUCCCUGUGCACUGCCCCUUUGGCAGGCAUAGCAUCCAGGCGUAGUUGCAGUCUUGAGCAGGGGUUACAUAUAUAUAUAUGGCAGCCAGCUGGCCUCCCUCUAACAUGCCCCUUUUUUGCCAGGCAGAUCAGUGGCAGGCCUGACCUUCAUCCGCCAAGCUACCCAUUAGCGGACAGAUGAACUUCUGGCAGUAGCAGCAGAUUUCCAGCAGCAUGGGCUCCCCUCUGCUGUGGAGGGCAGUUGCACUGCAUCCUAGCCCUUAAAGUCUAGCAGAUUCGUGGUUUAAACUGCUCCGUAACACAGCAUAGUAAAACAUGAGACUCAAAACAGUAGCAAAUGUAAUCCGGAUUAGCUACAGAAAUCCCCAAAAGCCUGUUAGGAAAAUUUGGGCUUUACUGCAGCAGGGAAAGCGGCAGGGUGGACCUUUCUCCAGCCCUGUUGCUCGACCGGUCAUGCUAAGAACUCUGGGACAGAGCAUCUGGGCUGGCUGGAGGUGUAUGUGCGCCCCCUCCCUUUUCUGUUAUUCCUGCACUGUGUUAGUUCCUGCACUUCUUGCUCCUCCCCCAGCCCUGGGAGUUUGCUUGGGGGUCAAAAAACUUCCCUGUUUCAGCUCUAGCAAGAGCACUGACUUAGACGCAGCAGGGCAUUGCCCCAUCUCCUCCCCCAUUGCUAUUGGCCGCCUGGUAAGCCAGCCCCUCUCUCACAACCCCACUUGCUCUCCCUAGCUCACUCAAGAUCUUCUCAUCCAGCCGACAUGGCUACAGCACACGACAGGGCAGUUUUGCAAAGCAUAUUCCACCCCAAUGCCCCUUUUGGCGACAUCUCUGCUGAGCUGGAGGAGCAGGAGACCCUCAAUGGAGAAGAAGCAAGCUUUGACCCAGAGCUCCUGGAGCAAGCCACUCAGCUAGAGAUCCAGGGCAUUGAAGCUGCUGAAGCUGGAGACCUGCAGAAGGCCUUGGAGAGAUUUGAGCGGGCCAUUCAGCUGCUCCCUGAGCGAGCCGCAGCCUACAACAACCGGGCCCAGGCCUUCCGCCUCAAGGGCAACACAGCAAGUGCGCUGGAGGACCUGGGUACGGCACUGCAGCUUAGCAGGGGCGUUGGCCGUGUAGCCUGCCAGGCUUUUGUGCAGCGGGGGCUGAUCCAGCGCUUGCAAGGCCAUGAGCAAGAAGCCCAGAGGGACUUUGAGCAAGCGGCCAGAUUGGGCAGUGCCUUUGCCCGUCGUCAGCUGGUCCUGAUGAAUCCAUAUGCAGCCCUCUGCAAUCAGAUGCUCUCCGAAGUGAUAAAGAAACUGAGCGGCCCAAGUGAAGAGCCCCAGCUGGAGGCUUCCCCCAGGGAGAAAGUAUGUCACUAAGGACAAAGGAGGGCUCAGCCUGCAAUUCCUCUCCCCAAGGCAAGCUGGGGAUGCUAUUCCCCACCUUUCAAGCUCCAAGGAUAAUAUAAAAACAAUGUUCCAUCGGGUUAUGGUCCAGAACAGGCAUCCCCAAACUUCGGCCCUCCAGAUGUUUUGGACUACAAUUCCCAUCAUCCCUGACCACUGGUCCUCUUAGCUAGGGAUCAUGGGAGUUGUAGGCCAAAACAUCUGGAGGGCCACAGCUUGCAGAUGCCUGGUCCAGAAUAAACUAUGCAAAUUAAGCACCCUGAAAAACUUUGUAAUAAGUUUUGUUUCUUUCUUAAUAAAGAUCUC
Messenger RNA from Zootoca vivipara (common lizard), 3001 nucleotides. NCBI's taxonomy places the organism in Eukaryota, Metazoa, Chordata, Lepidosauria, Squamata, Lacertidae. The record is from RefSeq and is a predicted model, not a curated record.